Molecule: messenger RNA, 1407 nt
Organism: Prunus dulcis (almond)
Lineage: Eukaryota; Viridiplantae; Streptophyta; Magnoliopsida; Rosales; Rosaceae
Product: sugar transport protein 5-like
Exons: 3
Coding region: 204-1316 (370 amino acids)
Biological process (GO): monosaccharide transmembrane transport
Cellular component (GO): membrane
Molecular function (GO): monosaccharide transmembrane transporter activity
Source: RefSeq, a predicted model, not a curated record
UUAUAAAAAUUAAUCACGUCUUCUUGACCCCCAAAUCUCUCUCACGCACCCUACAAACUGUCAUCAGAACGUGGGCAGUGGACUUAGAGCGCUCCUUUCGUUUUGACUCGAGUAGUAAUUGAAGCGCUAGCUACUGUUUGGUUCCCGAGAGAAUCAAAAAGAGAGAAAGGGAAGGAAAGUGUGCAAGAUAUAUAUUUGAGGAAAUGGCCGUGGGAGGUUUCGCCGUUGACGGGCCUCUGGCUGUCACUGGCGUCGAGGGCAAGAUAACGGUUUCCGUCGUGAUCACGUGCAUCGUCGCUGCGUCUUGCGGCCUCAUAUUUGGUUAUGACAUCGGAAUUUCAGGAGGAGUGACAACAAUGCCAUCAUUUCUGAAUAAAUUUUUCCCGUCAGUGCUGAGAAAGGAAGCAGGAAGGGCCCCCAAAAACAUAUAUUGUGUGUAUGAUAGUCAGGUUUUGACGUCCUUCACAUCCUCUCUCUACAUAGCUGGUUUGGCUGCCUCUCUUGUAGCCAGCCGUCUGGCCAGGAUAGUGGGCCGAAGGAAUGUCAUGGUGCUGGGUGGGUGUACCUUCUUUGCUGGGUCUGCUAUCAAUGGUGGGGCUGUCAAUGUUGCCAUGCUUAUCUUGGGCCGUAUCUUGCUUGGAUUUGGUGUUGGGUUCACAAACCAAUCUGCACCAAUCUACCUCUCAGAGAUCGCACCACCCAAGUGGCGCGGCGCAUUCAGCACAGGCUUCCAGUUCUGCAUCGGAAUCGGGGUGGUGGCCUCCAACUGCAUUAACUACGCCACCUCGAAGCACAGCUGGGGCUGGCGCCUCUCCCUCGGCCUAGCCAUAGUCCCAGCCAUCAUCAUGACCACCGGCGCCCUCUUCAUCUCAGACUCACCCACAAGCUUAGUACAACGCAACAGACUAGACCAAGCCAGAAAAUCUCUCAUCAAAAUCCGAGGCAAGGAGGAUAUCGAAGCAGAACUUGCCCAGCUAGUUAAGGCCAGCGAGAUCGCCAAAGCUCUCGACGAGGAGCCAUUUGUGACCAUAUUUCAGAGGCAGUACAGGCCUCAGCUUGUGAUCGGGGCCAUUGCCGUGCCCUUUUUUCAGCAGCUCACUGGCAUUAAUAUCAUUGCUUUCUAUGCGCCUGUGUUGUUUCAGUCGGUAGGGUUUGGCAACGACUCUGCUCUCAUUGCGUCUAUUAUUCUUGGGUUGGUUAAUCUUGGCUCGAUCCUUGUGUCGACGUACAUGGUUGAUCGUCAUGGCCGGAGGUUUUUGUUCAUGGAGGGUGGCAUCCAAAUGGUCAUCUGUCAGGUAUGUAUAAUUUUACCUUGAAAAAGAUAAUACAUUUUAUUUGAGUAUGAAACCCUUACAAUUAAAAACUGAUUGGGUUUAUGGUCAAAGGUCCUAGAAUGAAAGCCACUAU